Scomber scombrus (Atlantic mackerel) is the source of this 1726-nucleotide messenger RNA. RefSeq names its product arylsulfatase I-like. NCBI's taxonomy places the organism in Eukaryota, Metazoa, Chordata, Actinopteri, Scombriformes, Scombridae. The record is from RefSeq and is a predicted model, not a curated record.
AUGGCAACGACAGCCCUGACCGGUUUCUCCAUGAUGAGUCUGCUCAGCCUCGGAUACCUGAGCUGGGACCUGAUGAGUCCUAAUCAGGUGGAAAACGAGCCCGUUCAGACAUUUGGGGACGCGUCUCCAGUCCCCCAGCCUCCUCACAUCAUCUUUAUCUUGACAGACGAUCAGGGGUUCAACGACAUCGGUUAUCACAGCUCUGACAUCAGGACACCGGCGCUUGAUAAACUGGCCGCGGACGGUGUGAAGCUGGAGAAUUACUACAUCCAGCCCAUCUGCACCCUCCGCAGCCAAUUCAUCACCGGCAGGUACCAAAUUCACACUGGCCUGCAGCACUCCAUCAUCCGGCCCCGCCAACCUAACUGCCUGCCCUUUGAUCAUGUCACCCUUCCCCAGAGGCUGCAGCAGCUCGGCUACUCCACCCACAUGGUAGGCAAGUGGCACCUAGGCUUCUACAAGAAGGAGUGCUUGCCCACUCGCCGUGGCUUUGACACAUAUUUUGGCUCCUUAACGGGCAGUGUGAACUACUACACCUACAACUCCUGUGAUGGACCUGGGCUGUGUGGCUUUGACCUCCAUGAGGGGGAGACAGUAGCCUGGGAUCAGAAGGGCAAGUACUCCACCCAUCUGUACACACAGAGAGUCCGCAAAAUCCUUGCAACCCAUGAUCCUCAGUCCCAGCCGCUGUUUAUCUUCCUCUCCUUCCAAGCUGUCCAUACACCCCUGCUCCCGCGGGAGUACAUCUAUCCAUACCGCGAGCUGGGUAACGUGGCCCGCAGGAAGUAUGCUGCUAUGGUCUCAACGGUAGAUGAGGCGGUGGGGAAUAUAACAUAUGCCCUCCGCAAGUAUGGUUACUACCAGAACAGUGUCGUCAUCUUCUCGACUGACAAUGGUGGCCAGCCUUUGUCUGGUGGCAGUAACUGGCCACUCAGAGGACGUAAAGGCACUUACUGGGAAGGGGGUGUUCGUGGUUUGGGGUCGUCCCACAGCCCUCUGCUGAGGAAGAAGAGAAGGGUGAGUAAAGCCCUGGUGCACAUUACUGACUGGUACCCAACACUGGUGGGAUUAGCAGGUGGCAAUGAGUCCCUGACUGAGGGGGUGGAUGGGUAUAAUGUUUGGGAAACCAUCAGUGAGGGGAAGGAGUCACCCAGAUUGGAGAUCCUCCACAACAUUGACCCUUUGUAUAAUCAUGCUCGCAGUGGCUCGCUGCAGAAAGGAUAUGGGAUUUGGAACACAGCCGUGCAGGCCUCCAUACGAGCUGGAGACUGGAAACUCCUGACAGGAGACCCUGGUUACGGAGACUGGACACCACCACAGAUGCUUCCUGGUUUCCCCAGCAGCUGGUGGAACCUGGAGCGACACACUGAACCCCGGAAAUCAGUAUGGCUUUUCAAUAUAUCCGGAGACCCCUAUGAACGUUUUGACCUUUCCGAGCAGAGACCAGAUGUUGUCAAAGAGUUGUUAGCCAGACUGGUUUACUACAACCGCACUGCAGUGCCAGUUCGGUACCCAUCAGAGGACCCACGGGCUGACCCCCACCUGAAUGGAGGCGCCUGGGUACCCUGGGUGGGAAAUGAGGAGGAGUACAGCUGGGACAGUGUUUACCAGAAAAAAAAGAACACGGACUGGAAGAAGAAGCUUAAACUGUCCAAAAGUAGGUCGUUUUUUAGAAGACUCAACACGAGGAUCAUGUCCAACAGGAUAUAGAAAAGACAUUGACUAA